AUGUCUGCUGUGAAGAAUGUGGGUCCGGCCGGCGACCACGGGGCUGAGCUUCUGCUGUGCGACAAGUGUGACCGGGGGGGUUUCCCCUGUUUUGCCUCAGACCCAUCCUUGUGUCCGUGCCCAAGGGUUCAUGGCUCUGUCCUUCCUGCUCCGAUCAAAAGAAACUCACUA
This is a messenger RNA of Ilex paraguariensis (yerba mate), 171 nucleotides long. The record is from the annotation of a GenBank genome assembly. NCBI's taxonomy places the organism in Eukaryota, Viridiplantae, Streptophyta, Magnoliopsida, Aquifoliales, Aquifoliaceae.